This is a messenger RNA of Oikopleura dioica, 939 nucleotides long. NCBI's taxonomy places the organism in Eukaryota, Metazoa, Chordata, Appendicularia, Copelata, Oikopleuridae. The record is from the annotation of a GenBank genome assembly.
AUGGAAGUCGAAGGAAGCCUUGCCGGGCGCGAGUUAGUUUCGCUGCCGCAAAGUCUUUUCUCCCGGAUUGCGAUAAAAUCGUUGGAUCUCUCCAGGAACCAAAUCCAUGAAGUCCCAAUUGAGCUCAGCCACUUGCUCAAUCUGAAGACUCUCAACUUGUCAAAGAACAAGUUGGAUGAUAAAUCCUUCCCGCCUGUUUUGGAGAAUCUUGUCUUUCUUGAAGAACUCAAUUUGGCCGGGAAUAAUCUUACUGAAAUUCCCAGCUUUGUGCUUCAUCUUCCAAGACUAAAGGUACUGAAGCUGGCUGAAAACAAAAUCACAUACAUCCCUUCCGCACUCUCAAAAGUCACCACCCUAGAACGACUCUACCUCGGCGACAAUCAACUUUCUUCAAUCCCUCCCAAGAUCUCCGACUUGACAAAUUUGCGACUUCUCUCGCUCGCCAAUAAUAAAAUCACCAACGUCCCGGAGACAAUGAAAGAUAUGGAGAAUUUAAUAUGCCUCCAGUUACAUAACAAUCGCAUCAACUUUUUGCCACGAGGAAUUGUCGAUUUACAGAAUCUUGAGGACAUAUCUCUUCGAGGAAACCCGUUGAUCAACCGUUUUGUCCGAGAGAUCACUUACUCCCCACCUUCCCUUCUCGAGCUUGCCGGACGAUCAGUGAUACACCAUCAACUCGACUUUUCAAAGCUUCCCGUAGUUCUGAAACAACGCCUCUCCCAUGCCAAGUGCUGCCCGAAUCCAAACUGCGAUGGAGUCUAUUUUGAUGACCUCUAUCGACAGAUAAAAUUUGCUGAUUUCUGUGGUCGAUAUCGAAUGCCCUUGCUUCAAUUUUUAUGCUCGCCGCAGUGCAUGAUGCCGGAAACUGACGACUCGAGUGCUUCUACCGACGACGAAAGCUAUAAUCCACGAACAAUGAGAAGGGUUCUUCUUGGAUAG